Molecule: messenger RNA, 4472 nt
Organism: Manis javanica (Malayan pangolin)
Lineage: Eukaryota; Metazoa; Chordata; Mammalia; Pholidota; Manidae
Gene: ALX4
Product: ALX homeobox 4
Biological process (GO): regulation of transcription by RNA polymerase II
Molecular function (GO): RNA polymerase II transcription regulatory region sequence-specific DNA binding; DNA-binding transcription activator activity, RNA polymerase II-specific
Source: RefSeq, a predicted model, not a curated record
AGCCUGGUUUGUGAACCUGGCAGAUUUAGCAAAAAACUAACAACAUAGCCAGGGAGUUCAGUGGCAUUUGAAUUUCAAACAGUGGAUAAUUUUUAGCAUAAGUAUUUCCCAUGCAGUAUUUGGGACUAUACUACAAAGUUAUUCACAGUCUCUCUGAAAUUCUGAUGUGACUGAGCACCAUGUAUUUUAUUUUUAUCUGGUGAUCCUAGUGAGGCCUCUGGGAGCCAGUGUAAGCCUUUAGAGGGGGUCACAGAGUGAGCAGAUGUGGGUGUCUUAGACACCCUCUCUGGAGGUAUUUGAGGGUAGUGAGCCUGAAGGCAGAAGAACCUACCAGGUCUGAACUUUAACUCCGAGCUUUGGAGUAUCCAAAAGGCCUCAGAGUCACAGGAUGCCCAGUUCAUUAGAAUUGUGGCCAACCCCCACGGCAAAGGAGGUUUUUCUCUGAGACUUCCCUACCCUUCCUCAACCCGCCUCCAAGUGGUGCUUAUCUCCUGCCUCCCAAAAGUGCACAGCAGAGUCCAGCACCCUACCAAAGCAUGCAUCAUCAGGAUUCUAAUUACUGCUUUCAAAGUGUUUUAAAUAAUAAAGGUAAUUCAUGUUCAGGAUAGGACAAAUAGAAAAUUAAUUCAGACCAGAAAAAAAGGAAUAAAAUCAAUCCAUAUUCCCAUAUUCCCACCUCAAGCUUCUGAUAUUUUCCAAGGACAGAUACACCACCCCUGCUUUUUUUCAAGAUGAGAUUUACUUGAUAGAACAUGAACAUCUUUCCAGGUACCAAAAUACUAUUCUGUAACAUUAGUUUCAUACAUUUGUUCCCAAAUGUUUACUGAACACCUACUAUGUGCCAGCCACACUACUAGGCAUUAGACAAUCGGGAUAAACAAAACAAAUACAUUCCAACAUAUUCUAUUUUGUGGAAGGGAGAGAGAGAGACAAUAAACAGAAGAGGAACAUGACAAAAUAUAUAACAAUAUAUGUUAAAUGCUAAGAAAGAAACAGUCUACAGAAUAAAGAAUAUCAGGGAAGAUCUUCCAUUUAUGGAAAUAUUAUCCUUUAUUUAACCCAUCUCCUCUUACUAGAUCUUUUUGUUAUUUUCAGUUUUUCUAGAUAAUAAUGCUCUCAUGAACUUUCUCUCUAGCUAAUUCUUUGUGUCCAACCAUAAUUAUUUCUUUGGGAUAAAUUUCUAGAAAUGGUAUUUCUGGGUGAAGACAUACAAAUUCUUACUUUCUUAGUUUAUCUUCAGUAUAUUUAGACACAGUUUUGUGUUUCCUCUAUAGUUUACAUUUAUUUUUAAAAGAGCAUGCUGUAAAAUUUAAAUUUAGGGGGAUGGAUAGUUUUAUGCAUUUUAAUGCACUCGUGGUAUAGAUUCAUGUGCUCACCACCAAAAUUGGGACACAGGAGAGUCCCACACUCCCUCUAUGGUCAAGCCCUCUCCUCCCCCUCCCUCUGCACCAGCAAUCUGUUUUCUGUCCCCAUACUGUUGUUGUCUUUCUCAGAAUAUCACAGGGUAAAUAAGCAGAGUCACACGCCAUGUCAGUGUGAGACUGGCUUCUUGUACAGACCAUACGCUGCUUUUGAGAGCUCGCCGUGUCAUGGCUUGUCCAAAGAGAGCUCGCUAGGUGAGCCAGAGCUACCGCCUGACUCUGACACCGUGGGGAUGGACAGCAGCUACCUCAGUGCGAAGGAGGCUGGGGUGAAGGGGCCCCAGGACCGGGCCGGCGCUGACCUCCCCAGCCCCCUGGAGAAGGCCGACUCAGAGAGCAACAAAGGCAAGAAGCGGCGGAACCGCACCACCUUCACCAGCUACCAGCUGGAGGAACUGGAGAAGGUCUUCCAGAAGACCCACUAUCCCGACGUGUACGCGCGGGAGCAGCUGGCAAUGAGGACGGACCUCACCGAGGCCCGUGUACAGGUCUGGUUCCAGAACCGGAGGGCCAAGUGGAGGAAGAGGGAGCGCUUUGGGCAGAUGCAGCAGGUUCGAACCCACUUCUCCACCGCCUACGAGCUGCCCCUCCUCACCCGAGCUGAGAACUAUGCCCAGAUUCAGAACCCAUCCUGGAUCGGCAACAAUGGGGCUGCUUCACCAGUGCCAGCCUGUGUGGUUCCCUGUGACCCCGUGCCUGCCUGCAUGUCCCCUCAUACCCAUCCCCCUGGCUCUGGGGCCAGCGGCGUCACCGACUUCCUGAGUGUCUCUGGGGCUGGCAGUCAUGUGGGCCAGACGCACAUGGGCAGCCUGUUUGGAGCGGCGGGCCUUAGCCCUGGCCUCAAUGGCUACGAGCUCAAUGGUGAGCCGGACCGCAAGACCUCGAGCAUUGCGGCCCUCCGCAUGAAGGCCAAGGAGCACAGUGCAGCCAUCUCCUGGGCCACAUGACAGGGCCCCUCAGACCCAUCCCCAAGCCCUCCCCCGCCUUGGGGCGCUGGCCACGUCCAUGCUUUCCAGGCCCCCCAGCCUCCCACUUGGCUUUCCUCUUGGGAAUCUGACCUGGGCCAGGGGUCUGACCCUCAGCACUUUCAGUUACCCCAAGUCUGAGACCCCAUGGACUGCUGGAAGGGAGGGGGCAACAGGCUUCUGUCUUUCCCUGGCACUGAGGCCAACACCCCUGGUCCUGGCUAGAGGCAAUGGAGGAAGUUAGAUGGCCAAAUUUUGCAGCUUUGCAUCCAUUAUAAGCUGAAGACCCCUUUUCUCCACCCCUGCUCCUCCACCCUGCCAGGUUUGUCUGUUGAGUCAAGGACAGUUUCCCAUCCAGACCCAGCAAGGGCACCAGGAAAGUCAUGUCCGUCCUUCCCUCUAUUCUGGGUCUCCUGGUCACCAGGCCGAUGACUGUCUGAAGAACAGGCUACCCUGCAGAGUGGCCUCCUGCCCUUCCAUUUCCUUUUCUCUUACUAAAAGCCUAGGGAAUCCAACCUCCUGUACCCAAGGCACUGGCCUCACCUUCACCCUGAUUGGCAAGGAGCCCCCAUCCCGCCUGUCCCUUGUGCUAGACACACCUGGGGGGAGUAGGCCAAGAAGAGGAGCUGGAGCAGAAGAAUCCUGGCCUAGGGGGAUGGACAGUCCCCAGGGGACAUGUUCUAAUUCCCUCGGACUCUGGAGACUGAACCUAGGUGAAUGCUGCAGGAGGAGGCUGCCGACCACCCCAGUGCCCACACGCUGGAAGAAGAAAAGCUUCUGGAGAGAGGAAGGACUGCAGGGAGGUGUGUGGGGCGGGGCAGGGGCCCGUGCACACAUCUCCACUCCACAGCCUGCCUGACAUCCCGCUGCUGACAGGGAGCCCGUUACGGUGGAUCCAGGAGGAUCUGGAGGCCCUUUUCCCUUUCCCUGCCCCAUUCUGGUCACUUGCUGGGACUGCUGAGCAGUGUCCUGGCAUGGAAGGACUUACCCCUUGGAACCCACAAGCUAGGGCCUGAGGUCACAGCAGAGGGUCAAGAGCAGCAUGCAGGCUUUGCUAGAGAACACCUGUCCAUGUUCAGCCCCCGGACAGGUAGGUCAGCCCUUACACUGCCUAGACUGCUGCUCCCUCCAUACCUGCCAGCGCUUUCCACGGUGGGCCUGCAGGCAUGAGGCAGAGAGAGCUUGUCCUUGCACUUCUUUCCUAGGGGAUUGGAAUUCAGAAAUCUCAGCUUUUCUCUCCAGCCUCUGGAAGGGCUCUCGGGCUGAGCUCCUCUGGGUCAUCUGCUUUGUUCCAGGUGUGGCAGACAGGAUGCUCUCCAGAAGCAGUUUCCCUGCAUGCACAAAGGGGCCUCUCUCUUGGGAGGGGGGGCUCCACUCCUGUCUAACUUGAGACCUGAAACUUGAGUUUUGGCACCAGGUCCCAGCCAUCACCUAAGCUUGUGGUACACAGUACCAGUCCUCCAAGGCAGGCCUUUCAGAGCCCCAGGAGGGCCCUCCAGCAGGUACCCCUGGGGAGAAGUACUCGCCUUCUCAACUUCCUAUCUUGAUUGUGUCAGGAGGGCCAGUCCAGCAGGCUCAGGUCCUGGACACAGGAUAGCCUCUUGGAUUGGAUGGAGAGGAAUGAGAUCCUCUGCCUUUGAGGUGCUGGAGGUGUAGAGGAAUUACAGCUUCCACCUCUGCCUCAUGUUCCCAUAUGCUCUGGAAACAAGACCAGGGAAGGAUCUGGCUUUGGCCUUCCUUGAUAAGAGUCAGACCUCUCUGUGAACCAUAGCUCUAAAAUUGAUCUUCUGGAAGUGAAAAACAUCUUGGACAUUGAAUUAAAUGUUCUUGAAGGCUUGGCUUUAAAUGUCUCAAAUACUUGAGGGUCUUGGAAUGACUCCUGAAUGCCUUUUCCAGUUCUGAGGUUCGCUGAAAUAACUCAGACUCCCCAGAAUCUAGGAAGGGAAAGGAAGCAAGAGCUUGAGGCUGGGCACGGUCUCACUCAAGUGCUCUAGUGGCUGGGAUGGUAUAGGAGGAACUUCCACCAGAGGUUGUCCUCACCUGGGCAAGAGUCAGUAUUGAGAGAGAGACAGGACAGUCCCAGAGG